AUGGCACAACAGUGCGGGAGACAAGCCAGUGGGCGUCUGUGCGGCAACCGCCUUUGCUGCAGCCAGUGGGGCUACUGUGGCUCCACUGCAUCCUACUGUGGAGCUGGCUGCCAGAGCCAAUGCCGAUCAGCUGCUUCUGCCAACGAAUCAACUGCUAAGUCGUCGGAUCCCGCCGCCAACUUGUUGUUGACACCAACUACAAUAAUGGCACAACAGUGUGGGAGUCAAGCCAGUGGGCGUCUGUGCGCCAACGGCCUUUGCUGCAGCCAGUGGGGCUACUGUGGCUCCACUGCAGCCUACUGUGGAGCUGGUUGCCAGAGCCAAUGCAAAUCUACUGCUGCUGCUUCCACCACCACUACCACUGCAAACCAAUCAACCGCUAAGUCGGAUCCCGCCGGCGGUGCCAACUGA
Ipomoea nil (Japanese morning glory) is the source of this 411-nucleotide messenger RNA. RefSeq names its product lectin-D2-like. Gene Ontology annotation, molecular function: chitin binding. Bases 1 to 411 code for a protein of 136 amino acids. The transcript is spliced from 2 exons. Lineage: Eukaryota; Viridiplantae; Streptophyta; Magnoliopsida; Solanales; Convolvulaceae. The record is from RefSeq and is a predicted model, not a curated record.